AUGUCUAGUGGUCCACAGAAGUAUGCAUCUGUUCCGCAGAAUGAAGCCCCUGAACUUCCGGCGCACAAUUCUGAGGAAUUCGAAUUAGAAUCUCUUGAUCUCCCAAGAAACUCGGCGGAUCAACAUGAAUUAAAUGAUCUUCAACGCGAAGCUGCAGCUCUCGACCCAGAACUGCAAGAUGAUUCCGCCAAAUCUAACAUGAGAAUGGCAUUUAUGAAUAUGGCGAAUUCGAUUCUCGGUGCUGGUAUUAUAGGGCAGCCGUAUGCUUUCAAAAAUAGUGGAUUGGUUGGAGGUAUAAUAGUGUUGAUAAUCUUGACGAUAUUGAUUGACUGGACUCUUCGUUUGAUAGUCAUCAAUGCAACGAUGUCCAACACUCAUUCGUACCAGGAUACGGUUUUUUACUGCUACGGUAAAUAUGGUCGAAUCUUGUUGCUCGUAGCUAUAAGCUCCUUUGCCUAUGGAGGAUGUAUGGCGUUUUGCGUCAUUAUAGGAGAUACGAUACCGCAUGUGUUGAAAGCAUUCAUUCCGAGAUCAGUAACUCUGUUACCGGCAAUUUCAUGGCUUUUCCAGAGAAACUCAAUUAUUAUUAUUUUCACCACUUGUAUAUCCUAUCCAUUGUCAUUAAAUAGAGACAUUUCCAAACUCGCCAAGGCGUCUGGAUUUGCUUUGAUUGGUAUGCUUAUCAUCGUAAUCAUUGCAGCAGUUAGGGGCCCUUUUGCAGACCCAUCGCUUAAGGCUCCGCUCACCAAGCUUGAGUGGACAGUUAACUUGAGAAGUAUAUUUCAGGGUAUAUCUGUUAUCUCAUUUGCAUUGGUCUGUCACCAUAACACUAUCUUCAUCUACAAUUCCUUAGAACGUGCUACAAUCUCAAAAUUUGCCAAACUUACCCACAUUGCAUGUGGUGUGUCAAUGAUUUGUUGUUUAGUUAUGGGGGUUGAUGGACUAUUAAAUUUUGGUGGGAAUACGAAGGGAAACAUCUUGAAUAAUUUUAAAAGUGAUGACAAUUGGAUCAAUAUUGCUAGAUUUUGUUUUGGUUUGAAUAUGCUUACCACAUUCCCGUUGGAAGUAUUCGUUGUGAGAGAUGUUAUAAAAGACAUUAUUUUGACCGGUGAUGGAGCAAAUGCAAGCACAGCACAUCUAGAACUUUCUUCAAGGCAACAUUUUCUUAUUACAACAUUCUUGGUAUUCUCGACGAUGUCCGUUUCUCUUGUGACCUGCAACUUGGGUAUCAUAUUAGAACUAAUUGGGUCGACUUCAGCUUCAUUAAUGGCUUAUAUAAUACCGCCAUUGUGCUACUUGAAAUUGAAAUACAGUAGAAUAGAUUAUAAAUCUUUGAACACGAGUGGGAAGAGAGAUUUUAUCUUAUCAACGGCGUUACCAACUAUAGGGUGUGCAAUUUUUGGAUGUCUUGUUAUGUUCAUAAGUAGUUAUCUGAGUAUAAGAGAUAGCAUCCACGAUAAGAAUGCUGGACAUUGCGUUGAGGAAUGA
Messenger RNA from Dujonia railenensis, 1488 nucleotides. NCBI's taxonomy places the organism in Eukaryota, Fungi, Ascomycota, Pichiomycetes, Serinales, Debaryomycetaceae. The record is from the annotation of a GenBank genome assembly.